GUCGCCACGACUGGAUUUGGCUCCAGAUGGCUGAGGUGAUGCCUGCGGAGGAUCUUGAGGCUCACUUGAAGAUCGACCCGCGGCCCACAUCGUGUGUCUCGAGCACGCUGCAGAUGUACAGAUGCCAAUCUGCCAAUUGGUGGUCUUCUCUAGAUCUUCUGGCCCUGGAUUGGUACAGCCAUGCCAGAGAAGCGAGUUGACCCCUCGGACAGCGGUGCUUUUGUCAACAUCCGCUCUCUCUCUCUCUCGCUCGCUCUUCAGUGUCCAAGACCGCUGCACUUCAAGCAGUGUGUCCCGCUGCUCCGCCGCGCAGAUCCGCAGCCGCGUCAGGGGGAGGCCGCGCAGGACUGACGGCAGGUCGUACACGCUGGAGGAGCUGAACACAUUCUACCGGAACGUGUACACACCUGCCGAGAUCAAGACUUACUGGGACGUCGCCUGCCGGACUGGCAGGGAGCAGCCAAAGGGCAAGAAGGCAAAGGCCGCCGCUGGCGCCGCGACCCCUGGCGCGGCCGCGCCCAAGGCGGGCCCGGCGCCCAAGGGCCCCGCGCCCAAGGGCCCGGCGCCCAAGGGCCCCGCGUCGAGCCCCGCGGCCCCGAAGCCCGCGCCGAAGCAGGGCGAGGAAGGCAGGCGCGGACGCGGCGGCGCAGGGCAAGGCGGGGGCCUCCAGCAAGGCGGCGUCUUCCACGAAGGCGCCCGACAAGGCGCCGCCCGCGGCGGCGAAGGGCGGCGCCAGUGCCCCCGCCGCCGGGGCCGGGGAG
Molecule: messenger RNA, 761 nt
Organism: Prorocentrum cordatum
Lineage: Eukaryota; Dinophyceae; Prorocentrales; Prorocentraceae
Source: the annotation of a GenBank genome assembly